UACUUGCUCUACUUAUAACUAUUCCUUCCUUCUUCUUUCCUUUUCUCUCGUCGCUCGUUCGCUCGCUCGUGCCGAUCGGAGUUUAGGAUCGCACAACCUCGACUGGGUGCGGGGACAGCCGAGAAAGAAAGAAAAUCAGAAAAAAGAAUUGGCCGGCCUCCUGGCUGCGUUAGUGUGGUUUAAAGCACGAUGAUGACAUCUCCUGCUCAGCGAUCCCAGCCUGCCGUCGAUGCCGCUGCCGCUACCACGACUAUUACCACUGCUGCUGCUGCUAUUGCUGUCGCUGCUGCUUCUGCUCUUCAUCCUCCGUUUCGAUUCUCUCCCUCUACUACCACUGAUUCACCCUCGAGACGCCACUCCAUCGUCGUGCCAAACUCCUCUGAAACGACUUCCUCCACCACCUCCAUCACCACCAGCACCUCCUCACCAUCGGCUUUGCCACCUCUUCUGCCGGGACUGAUCUCGACCCCUACAGCCACGGCGUCCACCCAGCCCGACCAGACGGGGAGACCGCUGUCGACUCUGACGGAACCCACCCCACGGAAGAGCCGAACCCCGAAAGACGUCGCCAAGCGACUCUUCGAGCAGGCCAUCUCGUCUUCGUCCAGCCGAUCGUCGCGGAGAAGACGGACCAUCUGUUUCCCCGUAAAUACAGACACCACCACCACCACCACCACCUCCUCCUCCACCUCCACCGCCUCCACCACCCCGAUGCUGCGCGUAAUGGGCGGCGGGAACUCCGGUAUUCCCUCACAUCAUGUCACUACGACGGCUCCCAGACCGGUGCCGAGCCAGUGCUCCUCGGGAGCUUCGUCCACAACUUCCGUCAGUACGGUCAGCAGUACCAGUAGGCCCGGACCGACCCCGAGACAGCGACCGACGAGCGCCUCUCGCAUCCACGACCCUGGCCCGGUUCCCAUGUAUGAGAAGCCGCAAGCUUCGUCGAGCGGCGGCGCCGUGACCAUGACCAUACAGCUUGCGGAGCCGAUCCUGUUUCUGCAGGGACUGGACGGGAGCGAGAGCAUCCGGAGGGCUGCCAUGCUGCGGGGUAGCAUGAUCCUGCGGGUCACGAAGCCGACAAAGAUCAAGGCGGUGACGUUGACGUUCAAGGGACGCGCUCGAACGGAAUGGCCGGAAGGAAUCCCACCUCGCAAGUCGGAAUAUUUUGAAGAAAAGGAAAUCAUGCAGCACACGUGGCCCUUUUUCAACGCUCAGUUCGUGACGGCGGAGCUGGGCCAUUGCGCGGAUUCGUUUACCCCGCGGAAACCCACGUCCGGCUCCUCGACGGAAAGCGGCGUUGGUGGCCUCCCAAAGAGCAACUUCAUGUGGACGGCGACACCCGCCGAGCACAAAAACACCUUGCGCAUGACAAAGUCGCGGAGCCUAUCGAGAGGAGAAUCGCCACAUCGACAGCUCUCGAUCGCGCAACGCGGAUACCGCAUAUUCCCGCCCGGUGAUUACGCCUACAACUUUGAGUUGCCGCUCGACAGUUGUUUGCCAGAGACGGUAAACGUCGAGCUGGGGUCUGUAAAGUACGAACUGGAAGGUUCGAUAGAGAGGCCGGGUGCGUUCCGCUCCAACCUGACGGGAAAGAAGGAGGUCUUGUUGGUUCGGGUGCCUUCGGACGCGAAUCUGGAGCAAACGGAGCCAAUCGCGAUCAAUAGGACCUGGGAAGAUCAGCUCCAUUACGACAUCGUCAUCUCGGGCAAAGCGUUCCCGCUCGGAGCAUCGAUACCGAUCGCCUUCAAGCUGACUCCUCUGGCCAAGGUUCGCUGCCAUCGCAUCAAGAUCUUCAUCACUGAGAACAUCGAGUACUCGUGCAAGAACAAGAAGGUCCAUCGCAUCGACCCGGUCAAGAAGGUUCAGUUGUUCGAGAAGCGCGCGGAAGCACCGGCCACGUCGGCGUUUGCGGGCUCUUCGGUUCGAACCACUUCUGGUGGAGGUGUCACCACACACAGCAGCGGUGGUACGGAGGAUGUGGUCAACGGAACGGACAACCUCCUUGGGGAUCUUCACGGCACGCCAAACAUCGGACCGACAGAGAUGGAGUUCAAUGUGCAGUUGCCUGGGUGUAACGCGAAGGAGCGGGAUCGUAUCCAUUUCGAUACCACCUACGGAAACAUCCAGGUGCAUCACUGGAUCAAGAUUGUGAUGCGACUCAGCAAGCAGGAUCCCACCGAUCCGACCAAGCGUCGCCACUUUGAGAUCUCGAUCGACUCGCCCUUCCAUUUACUCGCCUGCCAGGCGACACACGCCAACACCACUCUCCCGGCGUACGACGAUCCCCAAUCCGGCGGGCCAUCAUCGACGGGCUCCUGCAGGUGCCCGCCAUUCCGACGGGACUCCUCGCGCACGGCUCAGCAGACCCCGGCGCUACAACGAAAUCCCACCACGGCUCCACCUCCUCCGUUUACACCGAGUGUGCGGCCACCCGCAGUUCGAUAUCCAACCAUGAACCCACCACCAUUCAGCGCCGAGCCGGACCCAUUACCGCUCGUCACCCCGCCGCCGCGCUACGAUUCCGUCAUAGACAGCAACGAGGGACUGGCGGGAUACUUUUCCCGGCUGGCGGAGGCAACGGAGGAUGACGAUACCGACGACGACAGUACCAACGGCUCUGCCCGCGGAAGACCCCCGCUGCUGCCGCUCACGCCUGGCGGAAGAGUUGCUAGGAGCAUGGACGAGAGGCGGACGUGGUAGUGUAUGAUUAUGAUUUACGAUUUGUUGUGGGUUUCUUGUUAUGCCGUUGGGGUGUAUAUAAAUUCUUUCGGAUGCUGUCUGUAGUGUAGUGUGGGGGUAUACCAUCUUUUUCUUUUUUCUUUUUUCUUCUUUGUUUUCUUUUCGGUUUGUCAUUUGGCUUGUUGAUGGAGAAGUGGGCGUUUGGGGGCGUUGUUUUUGCAUUUUCUGUUGAAUAACAUACAUAGGAUGGAACGGGAUGGGGAUGGGUUGGGAAAUUAGACUGGAUUGGAUGAUGGAUGAUGGUUGAUGGAUCCGCGCGUUUCCGUUGUGGUGGUCACACUCGUGGUCAACUGUGAACAGUAGUCAACUGUCUACAGAGGUGGGAAACAGAGGUGGGAAUACGGGAUCAAACGGAACCGUGGGCC
This is a messenger RNA of Tricharina praecox, 3104 nucleotides long. RefSeq lists its product as uncharacterized. NCBI's taxonomy places the organism in Eukaryota, Fungi, Ascomycota, Pezizomycetes, Pezizales, Pyronemataceae. The record is from RefSeq and is a predicted model, not a curated record. The transcript is spliced from 3 exons. Bases 190 to 2700 code for a protein of 836 amino acids. Gene Ontology annotation, biological process: ubiquitin-dependent endocytosis. Gene Ontology annotation, molecular function: protein-macromolecule adaptor activity; ubiquitin protein ligase binding. Gene Ontology annotation, cellular component: cytoplasm; cytosol.